Pipistrellus nathusii (Nathusius's pipistrelle) is the source of this 342-nucleotide messenger RNA. The record is from the annotation of a GenBank genome assembly. Lineage: Eukaryota; Metazoa; Chordata; Mammalia; Chiroptera; Vespertilionidae.
AUGGGAUUACAGGACCCAGGUUUUUCCAUAUUUAAAGCCAAUUUUUAUUACUCAUUUUGUUCAAUGUACGCCGCCACGUGUCUAUGUGAAUACAGUCUCAGCACAAAGCUGGCCAGCUGCCCCUGCCUACUUCUUGUUCCUGGUGCUCGGCCGGUCUUCCUUCUUCCCUGGAUCUGCUGGAAGUGGGAAGGGAUUGGAAGUGGGCCUGGUGGGGGCUACCUUCUAGCAAGGGCCAGGAGUUCCCAGGGUGACCUUGGGGCAGCCUCUCCAAACACUCCGGCCUUGGUGGCCUUUGGGCUCACCCUUUGGAUUUCUCAGCUUCCUAAAUGGGAUGAGGCCUGA